Messenger RNA from Cladocopium goreaui, 645 nucleotides. Lineage: Eukaryota; Dinophyceae; Suessiales; Symbiodiniaceae. The record is from the annotation of a GenBank genome assembly.
AUGACUGCAGUUCGAUGUGUAUUACGUCUUCGAAGGGGUGGCUGCCUAUGGGGCGGCCUCCCAUGCAGCGCACAUGUUUGGAUUGCAUCAGGGACAACAGGUAAAAGUCCUUCCUUUCCAAGAGGUGACAUGAGUGUCCCAUGCACCCGAAAAGGAAAUUGUUUGGCAGCCCGCUUUUGCCUACUUGCCCUGCUUGCCAUUGCGAGACAAGUCUAUUGGGGAGGUGAACAACCAGGUACAUCAGUGGCUAUCCUCUUGGAUUACGUUGAAUGGGUGAUGAACUGCAAUCGAAGUAUGAUUGGGUUUCUCCCAUCUACAACAGUUCGAUUUUGGAUGGGGCUCUUUGGACAUCGCAGCCUGAAGAGGUCAUAUGUGUUUGGAUCCCUGCCAUGGUUGCACAUGAUCUCCGUGCAAUCCAAAGUGACGGAACAAGACCGGCAGAAGUUCAAGUGGAAUUCUAGCGGGGUGGUGAAGAAGACUAUCAAAAAAGUGAAGGGCAAAAAAGACCAUGUGAAUGUGUCAGGCGGUCCAAGAUUGACGCAAACUGGUGAGUAUCCCUAUGGCUUUUGCCGCAAACUGGCAGCCUACCACAAAAAGUGGUGUACGGAAUCUUGCCUAGCUAAUCAAAAACCCGAGAUCAAAUAA